This is a messenger RNA of Mustela erminea (ermine), 4609 nucleotides long. It is a transcript of the gene SAAL1, whose product is annotated as serum amyloid A like 1. NCBI's taxonomy places the organism in Eukaryota, Metazoa, Chordata, Mammalia, Carnivora, Mustelidae. The transcript has 12 exons. The record is from RefSeq and is a predicted model, not a curated record. Bases 461 to 1879 code for a protein of 472 amino acids.
UCCUGGUGACUUCUGUCUUUCUGAGGAUUCCAAACACACCUGGGAGAAGAAUGUGCACCUACUGAUGUCUUUAAGGAUGCCAAAGGCCCAGAGAUCAGGGUCAGCUUCGAAAUUCACUCUGCCCCAGAGACACUGUCCCCGACUCCCUGUCCCUUCCAAUCAGUCUAAGAGCCCCCAAGGAGAUGGACUAUCUGGUCCUAGGAGUGUGACAAAUAACAAAUAUGAAUACGGCCGCGCUUGGAUCCUAGGUAGGGUGGGGUAGGGGGAGAUCAAGUUGUCUGGGAUCCUAAGCCCGUGGGCGGGCGCACAGAACGGAGCAUUCCGGCCGCAGGGAUCCGGGCAGUAGGGGGCGCUGUGGCGGGAGCCGCGCCGGGCGCGCCGGCCCCUCUGGCACCAGAACGCUAAUCGCCUCCUUCGGCGGCUUCCGGCGCGUCUUCUUUGAGCGGGUGGAGGCAAAAUCAUGGACCGCAACCCUUCGCCGCCUCUACCGAGUCCGGACCAGGACGAAGAGGAGGGGGCCGGGGGAGACUGCAUAGGAAGCACCGUCUACAGCAAACACUGGCUCUUCGGCGUCCUCAGCGGACUCAUCCAGAUCGUUAACCCUGAAAACACCAAAUCCAGCUCAGAUGAUGAGGAACAGCAGAUGGAGCUCGAUGAAGAAAUGGAGAAUGAAAUUUGCAGAGUAUGGGAUAUGUCAAUGGAUGAGGACGUGGCUCUAUUUCUCCAAGAAUUUAAUGCUCCUGACAUAUUUAUGGGAGUAUUGGCCAAAUCCAAAUGUCCUCGAUUAAGAGAAAUCUGUGUGGGAAUACUAGGUAAUAUGGCCUGUUUCCAGGAGAUAUGUGUGUCCAUCAGCAGUGAUAAAAAUCUUGGACAGGUGUUACUGCACUGUUUGUAUGAUUCAGACCCUCCUACUCUUCUGGAAACAAGCCGGUUGUUGCUUACUUGUCUUUCCCAGACAGAAGUGGCCAGUGUCUGGGUUGAAAGAAUCCGGGAAUAUCCAGCUAUUUAUGAUAGCAUUUGUUUCAUUAUGUCAAGUUCAACAAAUGUUGACUUGCUGGUCAAAGUCGGGGAGGUUGUAGACAAGCUUUUUGAUUUGGAUGAGAAGCUAAUGUUAGAAUGGAUUAAAAAUGGGGCUGUUCAGCCUCUGGACCCUCCCCAGGAAGAUUCUGAAGAGCAGCCGGUGUUUAAGAUUGUGCCAUGUGUACUUGAAGCUGCGAAACAAGUACGUUCUGAAAAUCCAGAAGGGCUCGAUGUUUACAUGCAUAUCUUACAGCUGCUUACCACUGUGGAUGAUGGAAUUCAAGCAAUUGUACAGUGUCCUGAUACUGGAAAAGACACUUGGAAUUUACUUUUUGACCUGGUCUGCCAUGAAUUUUGCCAGUCUGAUGAUCCACCCAUCAUACUUCAAGAACAGAAAACAGUGCUAGCUUCUGUUUAUUCAGUGUUGUCUGCUAUCUACGCGUCACGGGCUGAACAAGAGUAUCUAAAGAUAGAAGAAGAUCUUCCUCUAAUCAACAGCCUGAUUCGUGUCUUACAAAACAUGGAACAUUGUCAGAAGAAACCAGAGAACUCAGUAGAUUCUAACACUGAAGAAACAAAAAAGUCUGAUUUAACCCAAGAUGAUUUCCACUUGAAAAUCUUAAAGGAUAUUUCAUGUGAAUUUCUUUCUAAUAUUUUUCAGGUUUUAACAAAGGAGACUGUGGCUCAGGGACUAAAGGAGGGCCAGUUGAGCAAAGAGAAGUGUUCCUGUGCAUUUCAAAACCUUCUUCCUUUUUAUAGUCCAGUGAUAGAAGACUUUCUCAAAAUUCUACAUGAAGUUGAUAAAACUCUUGCUGAUGACCUGGAGAAAAGCUUCCCAAGUUUGAAGGCUCAGACUUAAACACUGAUUUGGAGUUUCCUCUGCCCAAUAAAUGAACUUUACUUUUGGCACUGACAGUUGAAAUUGACAUGUAGGAGAUGUUAGGUGAAGCCUGUUGGACCCUCAUUGUCUGGUAUUACACCCAUACCCUUCUCUCUGCCCCAGUCUUCUCUCACUUAAUUCGGCAUUAGAAUCUGGAGUUUUCCUCUGCUGUCAAAUACACCACCCCAUAUGCAUUUUUUGGUGGGGCGGUGGUGGGGGGAGGUAUGGUUUUGUGUUAGUUGUCUUCUUUAGGUUAAAAAAAAAACAACAGAAAUACAAGCUUAUCAUUGAGGUUCUUUUUAGGUUGAGGACUUGGUAAGGAUUUUCUUCAUACCUUUUAAUUUGAUUUUUAUGUGAGAAUUUUCUGUUUGUCUGCCUGCAAGUACAUUCAGCUGCACAAAUAGAAAACCCUACUCUAAGAGCUUAAUCUGAUAGCUUUUAUGUAUCUGAUGCAAUAAGAAAUCGAGUGGUGAGCAGUCUAGACCAAAUUUGUUGACUCAGGGAUCCUGAUUCCUUUUACCUCCCCAUGUAGUCUGUGUGUAGACCUUUGUGUUCAUAUUUAUUGGUUAAGGGGACUUUAACAUCUUUGGAUCUUCCAUCCACAUUCAGGCAGGAAAAAGGAGAAAGAGGUAAAGGGACUUUGUCCUUCGAAGUCCUUACCUUCAUAUUUGUAAAGGACAUUCCUCCCUGCCCGGAACUGUGUUGAUGGCCAUCCCUAACUGCAGCUAUUUGAAAUAAAGUCUUCCCCCCCUCCCCCCAGGGUCUUUAAGAGAGAAAGGCAUGAAGAGUUCUGAAAGGCUUUUUGAUAGUCAGUCUGUGAUUUUUGCUACAGUAUACAAGCAUAUCUUAGCCUUUUACGAUUCUUAAUUGUGUUGAUUGUGUGCUAGAUUGUCAUUAACAACUAACUCAGAAGCAGGUUUUAGUUUAUACAGUUCAUUUUUUUUUAAUGUUGUAACUAUGAAGAUAGAAAUGUAACAUUUUGAUGAAAGUGUAUUAGCAAGAAUCUCUAUUUUCAGCAUAAUUCCAGUGGUUAGAUUUCAGAAAAUGAUUUGCUUGAGUGAGUUCGGAGUUAUUUAAAUUAAGAUGGAGGGAGUUUAAGAACUUCGGACUGUAUGCAAACUGGGCUUCAUGUGAUUUCCCUCACAUACAUUUUUAUCCUUGUAUAGUGCUUCAAAAUAAGAUCUGUGCAGAAAGACAGCCAGGGAAGCUAUUCCCUAUUCUUAGGGAAGCAGUUUGCAUUAUUUAGUUACUGAAAGUAGAGUUUUUAAGAAAAUAUGAAUUAUCAAUAACAAAGCUAGCUUUUUACCAGUCUUCAGGUAGUUUUCUGGAUUGUUUACGCAGCUGUGACUAUUAAUCUAGUUUUAUUUAUGAGAUGAGGUGAGCUUUGGAUCCUCUUACUGUGCUAGCUUCCCAGCCUCCUCCUUUGCAUAAAAAGCACAGCCAUCUUUUUAAACCCCUCUUCUGGUAUAUAGCCCCUUCUCAGUUUAUUGCAGAAUCUUUCUAGCUUUGGUCUUAUCUCACAUUUUGUCUUUUUUCUUUAAGUGACUUUUGCUGAUAAAACAUUAGGACAUACCAUUACUGAGAAGAGAUACACAAUUUCCAGUUUGGAGGUAGUUUUAUUGUUGAAAAUAUUCCUGCUGAAAAGAAAUGAAUAUAAACUUAAAAUCUUACUGUUAACUGUGAUUAGUAGGUUUACGCUAUAGGUUUUCAUGUCUUCUGUGCUGACCUUAUCCUAGGCUGAAUGUGACUGUAUUUAACGUGAGAUCUCAAGGGCAGUGGUGAAAUCACUUCCUGUGUAUGUGAACUAAUGUGAGUUUGCUCCUUGCUGCCUUACAGAUAGAGGCUACACCAGGUGGAGCUAUCAAACAAAGUAAUCUUUCUUUGCAACAGAACAUUAGGAAUAGCUUCCAAAGCUGUGAUCCUUGAGGAGCGGUAAGGGAGCUCUUUUUAUUUAGGAUUUGAGAUGAAUAUUCAGAGGCAGACCUUUAUCAUUGCAAGCAGAGGCGGGUAGAAGGUCACACAUACAUACUUAGAAAAUAUGUCUAUACAUGCAUUGUGUGUUGUGUUAGGAAGCUUGUCUUCCUUCUGGAGCAGAGAUAUUAACAUGAUGAGGCAGAGGUAACUCUCGGACACUUUAUGGCCCAUCUGCACAAGUGUUGGCUUAGUGGUUGAGCCCAAACUGGUCAAGGCUGGCUGGAGCUCAAUUCUCCUGUUGUUAGUUUCUGAAAGAUAAAAUUACCAGUUCCUGUAGGGUGAGCUCAGAGGAUCUGCCAAUGAUACCUGCUAGCUAGUACUAAGAAUUCCAUUUUAUCUUGAAGUUUAAGGUGAAAGGUACAAAAAACCCUGUAAGAGUAGUAUUCCCAAGUUAUUAGUCAUGUUUACUUGAGUGCAUAUGAAUUUCGCCUUUUGUUUUAGAAAUAGCACUUUUUAAAAGGGAAGCAGAAAGCUCCUAGCUGUCUGAGGGAAAUAGUGCCACUCCAAGUGGGUAAGUCACCAAGGGAGAAAAAGGAUAUAUUUGGGAAGGCUCGGAAUGUCCAGGUUAUUUUCUGUUUCCCAUUUCUUCCUUGGACCUGCCCUGUCACUUGUUACUAAUUGCUCUUGUAACAUGAUAAGGUAUUGUAUAUUUUCGUAUUUUGAUAUGUUUGCAAACUUCCUGAAUCUAUAAAUUAUAAUAGUUUUUUAAAGAAAUAAAAGAUGAGCAAUGCUGAA